AAUUUUUUUUUUCUGCUGACUUACAAACACUUUAGAAAACUGAUUAAAUCAUAACUUUGGAUUGAUGAAAGAAAAGUCUCGGUAUCGCAGACGGAGUGCCAGUGCAGCCAUUUUCGUGUUCACUGGGUUCUUGUGCUAACAGUCGGGCUGACUCGCUGGCAGACUCUUCGGCAGUGUUUAUGGACAACAAUAUCUGAACUGCGAAAGGCGUCUUCUGGUCAUAUUUGUGUUUGAAGCGAAGGUGACAGUUUCUUUCGGUAGUGUGGAAUACGUCGUUUGCAGCACCCGUUGCCCCCCGGGUUAAACUUUUUCAAACUUUUAUGUACAUUCCAGGUUUAAACUUAAGCUAUCUAAGUAAAGGUGAGUUAUUUUGCUUGCGAUGCUUAAAGGCACUCGUCAUUUUAUUCAUUUUUUAAAUGUCGAAUAUCAUGUGAUUUAAACUUUCUGGUAUACGUUUUAAUUUUAUUUAUUACUUUUGCAACGGCCCAUUUUGAUUUGAUUUUUUUUAACCCUAAAAAAGGGUCUCUUGUAGAAAAUGAGUUUUAGUUGCCGAAGAGACAGCAGUACUUCGCCAAAGAUGCGCCCACUUCGACAGAAACUCCAGUUUUCCCCCAGUGACGGAGAAGACGAGCCCGCAGAAGAGGACGCCAACAGCACUGGUGCAGACUCGGCUUUCCAGGAGCUGGACUCCCCGGUGCAGUCGAGGCAGAAAUCGGGAAAGGAGCGAAACGAGCAAGCAGGGGGCAGCCCCGGGAUUCGACAUGAAGACCGGGAUUUCUGGGAGGAAGAAGGAUUUGGAUCACCUUCUCCUCUAAAGUCUCCCAGUGAUUUUAUGAGGGGCUCCCCGUCUCCGAGGAAAUGUAACCGUGCUUACAACAGCUUUUCACCGGAGAGUUCGUACCACAGAGAGGGGUCCAGCUCGCCGAUCCCCGACUGCCCCGAUACGCCGCCUCAUAAAACCUUUAGAAAACUUCGACUGUUUGAUACACCACAUACACCAAAGAGUUUGCUGUCCAAAGCAAGGGCGGCCUCCGGCCCUGGGUCCGUUCGGCUCAGAGGAGUGGCUCUCUUUAAGAAUCUGGAGUCUUCUGGGAAGACAUCAUCUGAUUGCAAAAGAAACACAACACCCCAUGUUAAUAUAAACCCCUUCACGCCGGAUUCCAUAUUCAUGCAGUCUGCAACACUACAGAGAAACAACAGAAAAAGGACACACUGGAAUGAUUCUUGCGGAGAGGAUAUGGAGGCAAGUGAUGGUGAAUUUGAAGAUGAAACCAUCCCACCACCAAAGAGGAUUACUAUAACUGAAAGUAACAUGAAAUCCCGCUAUGCAACAGAGUUCCAUGAGCUUGAGAAGAUUGGGUCUGGGGAGUUUGGUUCUGUCUUCAAGUGUGUGAAGAGGCUAGAUGGCUGUAUCUACGCCAUAAAACGAUCAAAGAAGCCAUUGGCAGGAUCUGUAGAUGAGCAAAAUGCGUUAAGAGAAGUUUAUGCACAUGCAGUGCUGGGACAACAUCCUCAUGUAGUCAGAUAUUAUUCAGCAUGGGCAGAAGAUGAUCACAUGCUUAUCCAGAAUGAAUACUGCAAUGGGGGUAGUCUAUCUGAUGCCUUGGCUGAGAACUAUCGGAAUAUGCAGUAUUUGACUGAAUUGGAGUUGAAGGAUCUACUACUGCAAGUUGCCCGCGGACUGAAAUACAUUCACUCAACGUCACUGGUACAUAUGGAUAUAAAGCCAAGUAACAUUUUUAUUUCCAGAAAGACUCAUCCAUCUGUGGAUGAAUGUGAUGAUGACGAUGGUCUAUCAACCAGUGUUGUAUACAAAAUAGGAGACCUUGGUCACGUGACUCGGGUGAGCAAUCCAAAGGUAGAGGAGGGCGAUAGCCGGUUUCUAGCAAACGAAGUUCUCCAGGAGGACUACAGAAACCUUACAAAAGCUGAUAUCUUUGCUCUGGCACUGACUGUAAUAAGUGCUGCAGGAGCUGAACCGAUGCCAACAAAUGGUGACAAGUGGCAUGAUAUCCGUCAAGGGAAACUGCCCAGAAUUCCCCAAGUUCUUUCCCUGGAAUUUAUUAAUUUAUUAAAGCUUAUGAUCCAUCAAGAUCCAGAGAAGAGACCAUCUGCAUCAUCCCUGGGGAAGCACCCGGUGCUGCUUACUGCUGCCAGAAUGAGUGCAGAGCAACUCCGAAUUGAACUAAAUGCAGAGAAGUUCAAAAAUGCACUUUUACAAAAAGAAUUAAAGAAAGCGCAGAUGGCCAAAGCUGUAGCAGAAGAGAGAGUGUUAUUUACAGACCGUAUGACAACCAGAUCGUCAGCACAGACUAGCAACAGAGCCUCAAGACUUAUUGGAAAGAAAAUGAAUCGUUCUGUUAGCCUUACAAUUUAUUAAAAUGGACUGCAAUCCCAGAGACUGGGAACAUGUUUGUGCUGGACCAAUCUACAAAUCUGCCUUAGGUGAUAGGCAGGGGACUGUGAAGAGAUACCUGCUGUACAACUGCACGCACUGUUUAGUUUUGGUAGUGCUGGAGAACUAUUGGGUACUAAUAACCAGCAAACAGAUCAAUUAAUUUUUUUUAAUUUUGGUGUGUUAAUUGCCACUAGUCCUGUCCUUAACUAGUCCCUAUAUAUAUAGGGAAUAUUAAUCCCCAAUGUUUGUGAGUGCACCUUUUUAAAUAAAAAUAGCAGUUUUUGCUAUAUACAUUUAAGUUUGGGGUAUUACUGUAUUACAGUGAUUUUUGUCUCUAGUCUUCACUUAAUGUUUUAGUGUGAGGUCAUGAAAGGUAAUGGAUGAGACAUUAGCACCUUACAGCCUUUGAAAAAGUACCCGAACUUGGGUAAUUUUUUUUUUUUUUCCCCCUUUGGUCGAUAUAUGAAAAAUAUAUUAAGCUGAGCACUUUGUAGGUAUUGGUGAAACCAUGGGAUUUAGCCCAUAGGUGAACUUGCCAUGUGAAAACUGCUGCUAUUAGUGUUUUAUGUUUUCUGUAACCUUGUAGCAUUAAAACAAUCAUUGCAGGAUUAGUAGGCUUUCUCUGUUGGAAAUUGAAUUAUGCAACAUUGUUUUAAAUGCCUCAAUUUAGGAAGUUCUCUGUAAAGCUAGUAACUGAAUGGUUCUGAAACUUUUUUUGUAGUACUGUAGUUUUAUACGCAUCCAUUGUCUUUGUAUCAAUCAACAUCCUGUUCAAUAAAUGUUUUUGUUUAA
Molecule: messenger RNA, 3190 nt
Organism: Polyodon spathula (Mississippi paddlefish)
Lineage: Eukaryota; Metazoa; Chordata; Actinopteri; Acipenseriformes; Polyodontidae
Gene: wee1
Product: WEE1 G2 checkpoint kinase
Exons: 10
Coding region: 536-2380 (614 amino acids)
Biological process (GO): protein phosphorylation; mitotic cell cycle
Cellular component (GO): nucleus
Molecular function (GO): non-membrane spanning protein tyrosine kinase activity; magnesium ion binding; ATP binding
Source: RefSeq, a predicted model, not a curated record